Molecule: messenger RNA, 1710 nt
Organism: Centropristis striata (black sea bass)
Lineage: Eukaryota; Metazoa; Chordata; Actinopteri; Perciformes; Serranidae
Gene: tcn2
Product: transcobalamin II
Exons: 10
Coding region: 101-1381 (426 amino acids)
Biological process (GO): cobalamin transport
Molecular function (GO): cobalamin binding
Source: RefSeq, a predicted model, not a curated record
UCAUGUGACGGUGAAAUAGGAGAAGCUGUUGUCUCCGAGUCUGUUCUUAGUCAGCUCUGGCUCUUCACACUCGACUAACUCUCUAAGCAGACUGCCCGCAAUGCUGUCUGUGAUCAUAAUCUCAUGCCUACUGGCUUUUGCCUCUGGUAAACCAUGUAAUACUGAUGGAUCUAACAGUCAGCUGCACCUGUCACUCAAUAAGAAUCUCCUUCGCUCUCUGGAGACGCAGCAAGGACUCCCCAAUCCCAGUGUCCACUUGGCAUUACGCCUUUCUAACACCCACAACCACGCUAAGGAGGGCGCACACCUGGAUAAAUUAAAAAAUAAUUUGCACAAUGACAUUCAAAGCUCUCUCUCUAACAGCCAGUCUGUGGUCGGCCUCAUGGCGCUGUACACUCUGGCUCUGAAGUCCUCCUGCUACGACCUCAACACAAUCACCUUCACUGUCAGUGAGAAGAGCGAGACGCUGCUGAUACACCUGAAGAAACAGAUGGAACUAGAAAAAGAGCAUAUUGCCUUAAGCCACCGCCCUUUGACCAACUAUUACCAGUACUCUCUGGGUGUGCUCGCUCUGUGUGCGAGUGGCAUCAGGGUCAAUAACCAUGUCAGCAACAAGCUCAUCAAGGCAGUUGAACAUGACUACUUCAAACAUGGAGAGUCUGAGAGUAUUGAUACCUAUGCCAUGGCUGGGAUGGCCCUCCAGUGUGUGAAGGAAGCUGGUUUUCAUGGGCAGAACGCUGCUGAGCUCGACACAGCCCUUAACAAGAUCAAGCAGAAGCUCUUGGCCGCCCAAAGGUCUGACGGUCAUAUUGGCAAUGAGUUCAGCACAGGCCUCGCAGUUCAAGCUUUAUUGGCAAUGGGCAGCCAAGUUGAAGAGUGUGCUGCCUCAAUGGAGGCCAUGAGGACAGACGCCAGAAACAACACAUACCACAACCCCAUGGCCAUAUCUCAGAUCCUGCCAGCUCUCCAUCAGAAAUCCUACCUGACUGUUAAAAGCAAGCAGUGCCAAAAUGAGGACAACACUCUGGUGCUGGAGCCCGUAGAUCCUGUGGUGGUUUUGCCAAGCAAGACCAAAGUGAAUGUGAAGGUGAAGGUGGUGGUGUCCAGCGGAGCAACUGCUCUUUACAGUGUGGAUGCACCAGUGGGCAGCUCUCUGUUGGAGGUUCUUGAACUUCUCAAGGGGGCAAAUGUCAACUUCACGUUUGAGAAGGAGUCCAGCCUGUGGGGACCUUUCUUAAGUGUAGUGAAUGGAGAGCAGGCCAGACAGAGCGACCGCAGAUACUGGAAGCUCUCCUCUGAUGGCGCCGCACUCAGUGAGGGUGUCAACGAUUUCAAGAUUAUGACUGCUCAAAAUAUCACCAUCACAAACACCAGCUACUGAGAGUCAUGCUGAUGCACCAGUGAUUAAUGAGGAUCAAAACCAGUUCAAUCUUAAGUCUUUUUCUAAGUGAACAUUUUAACUUGUCUGAUGCUAUAAAUUGUCAUAGUGGUUUCACUGAAUUUUUGCAUUUCAAGUAGAUUUAAAGCUUGAACAAAAGUGUAAUUUAGAACUAAUUGAACAGACUUUGCUGUGAACUUUACUGUUGUAAAGCCUUUUUUAAAACAAUGGAUUAUUAAUUGAGUGUGAAAUUUUUAUUAAAAUGUCCUACAAUGCGUGAUUGCACUUUUUUUUAAACAAAUAAAAAAGUUCUAAUGGACUUUUUAAAUAAA